AUGGCACCUAUAUACGAGCAACUCGCCGCUCAAAAACGCGCCGACCAACUAUCUCUCAUCCCACCCGAAUGGCGACUCAAUCCCAUCCCAUCCGUCGAAUCAGCACCCAAUGCACUAACCUAUCUCCGGAGGAUCCUGACGCCCGCCGAACUCUCCCUGACAGAGGAAACCGACAUCAACGUUCUGCUCCGAAAGCUGCACUCACGAGAACUCUCCUCGCUGGAGCUGACGAAGGCAUUCGCCAAACGAGCAGCCCUCGCCCACCAGCUCACCACCUGCUGCACGGAGAUCUUCUUCGAAGAGGCCUUCAAGACAGCCGCCCAGUUGGACGAGCAUCUCGCAACUACAGGAUGCCUUGUCGGCCUGUUGCAUGGGUUACCUGUUUCCAUUAAAGACCUGUUCACCGUGAAAGGCGUCGAUACUUCCAUUGGCUGGGUCGGCCUCGCAAACCAGCCCGCCCCAUCCGACAAGUCCGUGGCUACGACCCUCCGCCGUCUCGGAGCGGUGCUGUACGUGAAGACCAACCUCCCGCAGUCGAUGAUGAUGUCCGACUCGUAUAACCACGUGUUCGGGCAGUGCGUGAGCCCAUUCCAUCGCGGACUCAUCUCGGGCGGGAGCUCGGGUGGCGAGGCCUCGCUUGUCGGCGCCAGAGGGAGCGUGUUGGGCAUCGGGACGGAUUUGGGUGGCUCGAUUCGCAUUCCGGCGGGUUUGUGCGGGAUGUAUGGUCUGUCGCCGAGUCAUGGGAGGCAUCCGUAUGAGAGGGGGAAUCCCGGACAAGAUAUCGUGCGUUCUGUAGCCGGCCCCAUGACAAACAGUCUGGCCAGCAUCGAGCGCUACAUGGAAGCCUUACCAUCGGUCUUGCCGUGGACGAUCGAUCCGCAUGUCUCUGCCGUCCCGUGGCGCUCUCAUCUCGCCUCUGUCGGGAGCCGACGUCUCAAGAUCGGGUUCCUGAUCGACGACGGAGUGGUCAAGGUCCAGCCGCCGGUUGCGAGGGCAGUGCGGGAGGUUGUGGAUGCGUUGAAGAGCGCAGGUCAUGAAGUCAUCGAAUGGGACGCAUCCUCGCACGGCCACGCAUACUCUCUCUGGCUGAAAGCCGUUCUCUCCGACGGCGGCGAGGGAUGUCGCAAGAAGACGGAGUUGAGCGGCGAGCCACUUAUCCCGGGGAUGUUAGUUGGCAACGAGACGGAUCUAUUGACCACGUCGCAAACGCAUCAACUCCACGCCGACAAAUACGCCUACGAAACCGCAUACCUCUCACAAUGGACAACCAGCGGAAUCGACGCGCUCAUCAUGCCCACGAGUCCCUGGGUGGGCUAUAAGCCGUGGACCUGGACCAGCGGCAGCCAGUACGUCGGGUACACAAGUAUCUGGAAUUUCCUGGGGUAUGCGGCGCUGGCAGUGCCUGUGACUUGGGCGUCCAGAGAGAAGGAUCAGUCGGAUGAGGAGUGGACGGAGCAUGUGCCUAGAAAUGAAAGUGAGAGGUUUACAAAGGAGCAGUAUGACAUCGACCUGGUCGAGGGCAUGCCUGUGGGCGUGCAGGUUGUGGGCGGCCGGUUCGGAGACGAAACGUGUGUUGCGGUGGCGAAGGUGAUUGAAAGAGUUCUAGCCGGGCGUCAGUUGACUUGGGCGAAGCUGUGA
This is a messenger RNA of Aspergillus affinis, 1638 nucleotides long. Its product is annotated as putative acetamidase. The record is from RefSeq and is a predicted model, not a curated record. Bases 1 to 1638 code for a protein of 545 amino acids. The transcript is spliced from 6 exons. Lineage: Eukaryota; Fungi; Ascomycota; Eurotiomycetes; Eurotiales; Aspergillaceae.